AUGCAUCCAUACCCCACCAACGUUCGUUGCGUCGAGCCUCGUCCCGUCGACGCGCCGCGAAGCUCAAGCACCCACCUCCGCUCCGAUGAACGCCAAGCGUUGUACGAAACACUGCUUGGCGUUUCAUCGCAAGGCGUACUACCCCGUGGAUCCAUUGUUCGUGUUUCUGCCCAGUUCGGUUGCCACGCGCUAACUGUGUCGCGAAUUUGGUCGCGCGGACUGCAGUCCGUCCAAGAAGGAUGCAUGUGUGCCGAUGUCGCAUCGAGAAUUCGCGGUAAUUCUGGACCCAAGCGAAAGCGAACGAACGAAGAAAUUGAAGCAGCGAUUCAUCAAGUACCUCAGGCGUCACGGCAGACCUUGAGGUCCAUGGCCUUCAAGAGCAAACAAUAUACCCAAGUCGACGAUUAUGAGACACAUGAAAGAAGCGGCGAGUUUGAAGGCGCGAUCAAGUUAUGUCAAGCCCUAUCUUACUCCAAGUAA
Molecule: messenger RNA, 480 nt
Organism: Aphanomyces astaci
Lineage: Eukaryota; Oomycota; Saprolegniomycetes; Saprolegniales; Verrucalvaceae
Exons: 2
Coding region: 1-480 (159 amino acids)
Source: RefSeq, a predicted model, not a curated record